Corylus avellana is the source of this 3829-nucleotide messenger RNA. Its product is annotated as filament-like protein (DUF869). The record is from RefSeq and is a predicted model, not a curated record. NCBI's taxonomy places the organism in Eukaryota, Viridiplantae, Streptophyta, Magnoliopsida, Fagales, Betulaceae.
GUGACACCUAAGUCCGAAUAUUUCACCCACCAUUACCACCACCUCCUCCACCACCACCACUUCCACCACUUCCAUCCAUCUCCUCCGUCCAUCUCUCUUUAUUUAUUUAUCUAUCUGAAACUGAAGCCACAGAGGAAGAAGCACUAAUUUCGGAUCUCCAUUGCUGAAUCUCGGAAAGCACCGUCUUCACUGCUUCCGUAUUGUCCGAGAGCAUUUCUUUGAGCUGCAUUUGUUUUGUCUGAGAUGGACCGGCGGGGAUGGCCAUGGAAGAAAAAAUCAUCUGACAAGGCUGCUGCAGAAAAAGCGGCUGCUGCAGAAAAAGCAGCUGCUGCAUCUAACGCUGCUGGUGCUACUAAUCAGGCUGAUCAGGAUAACUACAAAAAACCGACCUAUGUUCAAAUUUCUGUGGAGUCAUAUACGCAUCUGAGCAGUUUGGAGGAUCAAGUAAAGACAUAUGAGGAACAAGUCCAGACGCAGGAGGAUCAGAUUAAGGAAUUGGAUGAAAAGCUGUCAGCAGCCCAUUCAGAGAUGACUACUAAAGACAACCUGGUAAAGCAGCACACUAAAGUUGCUGAAGAAGCUGUCUCAGGUUGGGAAAAAGCUGAAGCUGAAGCUCUGGCAUUGAAAAAUCAUCUAGAAACUGUCACACUUGCAAAACUCACUGCUGAAGAUCGUGCAUCGCAUCUAGAUGGUGCUCUUAAAGAGUGCAUGCGGCAGAUACGAAAUCUGAAGGAAGAACAUGAGCAGAAAUUGCAAGAAGUUGUUAUUACCAGAACCAAGCAAUGGGACAAAAUUAAGCAUGAAUUUGAAGCGAAGAUAGGUAACUUUGAGCAAGAACUCCUCAGGUCUGCUGCCGAAAAUGCUGCUCUUUCAAGAUCUUUACAGGAACGUUCAAACAUACUAAUCAAGAUAAAUGAGGAAAAGUCACAAGCUGAAGCUGAAAUUGAGCUGUUGAAGAGCGAUGUUGAAUCAUGUCAAAAGGAAAUAAAUUCUCUUAAAUAUGAACUGCACAUUGUUGCCAAAGAGCUGGAAAUUCGUAAUGAAGAAAAGAACAUGAGUAUGAGGACUGCCGAAGUAGCAAACAAGCAGCAUAUAGAGGGUGUUAAAAAAAUAGCUAAGCUAGAAGCAGAGUGCCAAAGGUUACGUGGUCUUGUGCGGAAGAAGUUGCCUGGUCCUGCUGCACUUGCCCAAAUGAAGCUAGAGGUCGAGAAUUUAGGCCGAGAUUAUGGGGAUACUCGACUCAGGAGAUCUCCUGUUAAGCCUUCUAGUCCACACGUUUCUCCAGUAACUGAGUUUUCCCUUGAUAAUGCACAUAAGUUCCAUAAAGAGAAUGAAUUUCUCACCGAACGUUUAUUGGCAAUGGAAGAAGAAACAAAGAUGCUCAAAGAAGCGUUGGCAAAGCGCAACACUGAAUUGCAGGCUUCAAGGAGUUUGUGUGCUAAGACUGGUAGCAAGCUCCAAAGUUUAGAAGCACAACUUUAUGGCAGCAAUCAACAGAAAAGUUCCCCAAAAUCUAUCAUUCAUAUCACUGCUGAAGGUUCUUCAAGCAAUCCUCCGAGCCUGACCUCCAUGUCAGAAGAUGGAAAUGAUGAUGAGAGGAGUUGCGCUGAGUCUUGGUCUACUACAGCAUUGAUUUCUGAGCUCUCCCAAUUCAAGAAAGAGAAGAACAAUGAGAAAUCAAACAAGGUUGAAAAUGCAAACCAGUUGGAGCUUAUGGAUGACUUUCUAGAGAUGGAGAAGUUAGCUUGUCUACCAAAUGGUUCAAAUGGAGCCAUCUCCAUUUUGGAUUCUUCAAAUAAUAAGAUACCUGAUGCAUCAGGAGAAGUCACUACCGAGAACGAUCUUCAGUCUGAUCAGCUCCGUGAUUUGAUUCCAUUGGAAAAUCAGGUACCUUCUAGCAUCGAAUUGUCAGAACAGUAUCAAGGCUCAGAUGCAGAGCAGCUUCCACUGGUGAAGCUCCGAUCAAAAAUUUCUUUGGUAUUUGAGUCUAUGCCCAGGGAUGCUGAUAUGGGGAAAAUUUUGGAGGAUAUUAAGCAUGUUCUGCUGGAUGCACAUGAUGCUCUUCGUCAGCACUCUGUAACUUAUGCUACCGAGGAAGUACAGUGUUCUGAUGCCAUAUCUGACGGGAAGGGUGAUCCAGAAGAGCUAACUGCAGAAAAGGAAAUUUCUUCAUCCCAGCCAGCUACAGAGACUGUGAAUAUCAUAAGCCAAAAUUUAGCAACUGCCAUUUCACAGAUUCAUUACUUCGUUUUGUUUUUGGGCAAAGAAGCAAUGGGAGUCCAUGACACAUCACCUGAUGGCAGUGGAUUGAGUCAAAAAAUUGAGGAGUUCUCUGUCACGUUCAAUAGAGUUAUGUACAGCAAUACUAGUUUGGUUGAUUUUGUUCUUGACCUUUCUCAUGUUUUAGCUAAAGCCAGUGAACUCAGAUUCAACGUCCUGGGCUAUAAGGAUGCUGAUGCAGAAAUUAGUAGUCCCGAUUGCAUAGACAAGGUUGCUUUACCUGAGAAUAAAGUAGUUCAAAAGGAUUCAUCAGGAGAAAGAUAUCAUAGUGGUUGUGCCCGCAUUUCCAAUCCUACUUCUGACCUGGAGGUUCCUGAUGAUGGAAAUUUAGUCUCAGGCUAUGAAUCUAAUUCUGCAUCAUGCAAGUUCUCAUUGGAGGAGUUCGAAGAAUUGAAAUCAGAGAAAGAUAACAUGGCUGUGGAUCUAGCGAGAUGUACCGAAAACCUUGAGAUGACGAAGUCACAGUUGCAGGAAACUGAGAGGCUUCUAGCAGAACUUAAAUCGCAAUUAGCAUCUGCUCAGAAGUCAAACAGCUUGUCUGAGACACAGCUGAAAUGUAUGGCAGAGUCAUACAGAUCGCUUGAAGCACGUGCAGCAGAGUUAGAAACUGAGCUGAACCUUUUGCAAGUUAAAACAGAAACUUUGGAAAAUGCACUUCAAGAAGAAAAGAAGAGUCAUCAACAUGCUCUGGCCAGAUGCGAGGAACUUCAAGAGCAAUUGCAAAGGAAUGAGGCCUGCUCUGUCUGUGCUGCAGCAGCUGAUGAUCUCAAGACCAAACAGGAGACGGAGUUAACAGCUGCAGCAGAGAAGCUAGCAGAGUGUCAAGAAACCAUUUUCCUUCUUGGCAAGCAGUUGAAAUCUUUGCGUCCUCAAACAGAGUUCAUGGGAUCACCUUUCAGCGAGAGGAGUCAAAGGGAAGAAGGUCUCACCGAAAACGAACCGACUACCAGUGGCAUGAACUUUCAAGACUUUGAUCAAGCUGAAAUGGACACAGCCGCUUCAGCCAAUGUGCAAAAACUCGGUGCUGAGUCUCUCAUGGACUUGCAUAGUUCCCCGUGCAGCCCGUCUGAUACCGAAGCAAACUAUCCCCAGAGGUCACCAUCGAGCUCAAAGCAUCCAAAGCACAGGUCUACCAGGUCAACCUCCUCGUCAUCUUCUUCUGCCCCAACACCUGAGAAACAAUCAAGAGGAUUUACCAGAUUCUUUUCCUCGAAAGCAAAGAACAGUCAAUAGGCUUGCAGCUCGCAGGCAGAAUAAUGGUGGUUGUUGAAGUGGCCAUUAAGUAAUAAUAAUAUUUAGAAGCACCCAAGGCGGAGAGCUCUAUCAGCUACACGUUAUUAGAAUCCAGAUUCUGAGAGGUUUUGUGGAGCUCUUUCUGAGAGGAUGCUUUCCAAACAUCAGGUAAUUUUUGUAACUAAUGGCUGUACAUGAUAUCCAUAUAUGUGAAUUUGUUUUUCUUCUAUUCUAAUUUCCUUCUGUAAUUUGGUUAAUUGAACCGUGACACUUUCUCAACUGUUACAGAAUAUUUGAAUAUAUUUUAUGUGGCAGU